This is a messenger RNA of Mangifera indica (mango), 3013 nucleotides long. RefSeq names its product protein FAR1-RELATED SEQUENCE 5-like. Bases 1299 to 2057 code for a protein of 252 amino acids. Lineage: Eukaryota; Viridiplantae; Streptophyta; Magnoliopsida; Sapindales; Anacardiaceae. The transcript is spliced from 2 exons. The record is from RefSeq and is a predicted model, not a curated record. Gene Ontology annotation, biological process: regulation of DNA-templated transcription.
AGUCCAUAAACAAUUCGUUGGCCGUUAAUCUCUUAAACCUUAUUGACUCUUACUAAUCUGACGGUCAGUAUUUGCUAACUGCACUUUCCUUAUCCAGAAGAUAACAGCAGACGCGGGUUUUGGCAGUUUCUCGUCCGCGGCGGCCUCUUUGAUCUUGUUGAAAAGGACUAAUAAACUAACACAGAAAAAGGGGCCUCCACUGAAGCUACAGAAUUGGUUGAUUCUGAUGUGCCCUUGGAAGAUGAUAGCAAUGACUGUUUUGGUGUGGAGGAAGUUGAGGCUCCUGUGGUUGUGGAUGAUCACUCAGAGGGGAUUGAGGAUUAUGAGAGUCUUGAGUAUUCUAAGUGCUUAGCUGGUGGGAUUUUAAAGCCUACAUUAGGGAUGGAGUUUACUUCUGAAGAAGAUGCAAGGAAUUAUUAUAAUGCUUAUGCCAAGCAAAAACGUUUUAGUAUUUGCGUGAAUUCUUAUUAUCAUUCUAAGAAAGACAAUUUGAUUAUUUCCACAGAGUUUUGUUGUUCAAAGGAAGGGUUUUGACGGGUGAAACGUGUGAAAUUUUUGGGUACUGUAACUGAUAUGAAGAAGAGGCAUGCUAGGCCUAUUACAAGGGAGGGUUGCAAAGCACAUAUGACUGUGAGGCGGCAAAAUGAUGGGAAGUGUUAUGUGCCAAAAUUAGAGAAGAAUCAUAAUCAUGAGUUGAUAACACCUGCAAUGAGGCAUUUUCUCUGGUCACAUAAGCAGGAGCAUAAUCAAAAUAAUAGUCCAAGUAGCUCUUUUAGUUUCUCUGGAUUGGGUUUGACAGCUUCUAUGAAUGUCUUGACCAAAGAUUGUAACGAUUUUGGAAAAAUGGGAUUUGCUGCUCAAUCUAGUGUUAAUUACAUUGGAAGAGGACGCCUAAGCACUUUUGGAAUAGAUGCCCAAGGUCUUCUUGGCUUUUUUAAGGUAAUGCAAUCCAAAGAUCCUGCAUUUUAUAAUGCGAUACAAGUUGAUGAAGAAUUGCAUAUAAUUGUUUCUCUGACGUUGUAGCCUUUGAUACUGCUUAUCAAGUGAAUCAGUAUAAAAUGCCAUUUGCACCUUUUACUGGGGUAAAUCAUCACAAACAGUUAGUGUUUUUGGGUUUGCAUUGCUUGCUGAUGAGACUGAAUCUACUUUCAUUUGGCUUUUCACAAGUUGGCUUGAGGCAAUGUAUGGCGGCAACCUGGGUUAAUCAUUACUGAUUAUCAUUCUGCAAUCACUAGAGCAGUACAAAGGGUUUUUCCACGGUCUAAACAUCGAUAUUGCAAGUGGCACAUCAUAAAAAAAUGCCAAAGGAAAUGGGGCAAGUGUACAGUGCCCUUCCAAAGACCUUCCAGUUGGAAUUUGAUAAGUACAUUAACAAUACUGAGACGUCUGAAGAGUUUGAAUCUGCCUGGCAAUUGCUUCUUGAUAAGUAUAACCUACGAGGAAAUGAAUGGCUUCAAUCACUUUAUAUUGAUCGCCAAUUGUGGGUCUCAACCUAUUUAAGAGACACAUUCUUUGCCGGUAUGCAUUAUGCUUGGCAAAGUGGAAGUGUGAACUCACCUUUUGAAGGUUUUGUUAAUGCAAGGACUACACUACAGGAUUUUGCAGAGCAAUAUGAGAAGGCUUUGGAUGAUUGCUAUGAGAAAGAACCGAGGGCAGAGUUUGAAACUUUUUACACAAAACCAGUAUUAAAGACUCCGCUUCCUAUGGAAAAACAAGCAGCUGAAGUUUACAUGAGAAAAUUUUUCUCAAUAUUUCAGGAUGAAAUUUUUGAAUCUCUUGCACUUGCUGUGAAACUUAGUGAGAGCAACGAAGCAACCAGCACAUACGAGAUAGCAAGAUUCAAUGAUGAAGAGAAACUGCAGUUCGUGGCUUUGAAUUUAUCUGAACAAAUAGCUAGUUGUAGAUGCAAGAUGCUUGAGUUUGAAGGAAUCCUCUGCAGACGUGAUUGCAGUGUUCAAGACAGCAAAUAUUUUUAUGCUACCGCGACAUUAUAUUUUGAAGCGAUGGACAAAAAAUGCCAAGGAUGCAGCUGUAUCGGUUGUGCUACCCUCUCUUGAGCUGCGAAGUAAUUCUCAAAAGGGGAAGAAUUCUUAUUAUGAUAUUUUGCACCAGGAAGCCGUUAAAUGUGCUGAGGAAGGUAUGGUGUCUGACCAUAGUUUUAAGGUUGCUUUGAUUGCUUUAAGAGAAGCUAGGGUUAAAAUUCUUGAAGCAAAGAAAAAUGCCACAAAUGCCCCAAAACUUGAAACCAUGGCCAGCACUAGCUAUCAGGAAAUUGUUAGUGAGGUAGAUAGUUCAUCAAUACUGCUAGACUCCAGCUGAUCACCCAAAAACCAAAGUAGGAGAAUCCUGUACAGAAGGUAUUUCUCUAAAUAUGCAUUGGAGCAGUGCUCAAGUUGAAUUAUGUGUGCUCAUUGUAAGUGCCCCAUCUGGAAAUGAUAAUCCUUCAUGCUUAUGAUCAAAGCAUGCAUUCCAGAAGACUUCAUAUAUGAGCUUAGUUUAUUCAUCUUCGGAUGAGCAUUGCUGAUCUUCAGUGAGUAUUCUUUGUAGGACAAGGAAAUUCAUAAAAUUUUCCUAAGAUUGGUCCAUGUGGGAUCACGGACGACAUCUUACCAAAUUGAAAAUUUUUUUUCCAUUCUUGUCGAGCAUGGUGAGGUUCCUUGUAUGAAGGUGUGAUCAUGGUUUUGAAAACCAGACCAGACUGUCUAACAGGCCGGUCGAUCGGUCAAACCAGCUCAACCAUGACCUGUAAGCUAGUGUUCAAUACGGUUAACUGUGCUGGUUUGCUGUAUAACCAUCAAGGUCACGGUAGGAUUUGUACAGAUUUUGUUAGUGAAGGAAACACACUGUGAUUUGAGAUAUAACAUCAACUGAAUCCAUUUAAACCAUCAGAUCGAAUUGAUUAGGGGUUGAAUUAGGUUAAUCACUCUGAGUUGCAAUUCAAUCACUGUGUAAACUUUGUAAUUUUUUUGGAUUUCAACUAAGUUGAUCUAGUAAUGAAUAUGCAUUAUAUAUA